AUGCAGCACCAACAGAUUAAUACGGGGAUCAGUAUUUGUUACCAGGCUGAGCCUCAUGGAAUUGGGCAGACGGAAAUUCACUCAAGGCAGCCUCUGAAUGCACCUGAACAGCCUCAUGUGCAGAGCACACAAACGGAAAUUCUGACUGGGCAGUUACGGCUAGACAGCUGGGGCACGAAACCUAAUCCUUGGAGACGACCAGAACCAGAAGGAACGCUGCAGUCAUUUGAUGAAGGGCACUCACACCUUUUUGGAAAUGAUAAUUUUAUGGUCAUCAAAGAUGGAAAAUCCAUUCACAUCUCUUUAAUGAAAGAACAGGUUUUGGAUUUGUUUAGCAAGACCUUUACCUUCAUGGGUUUUUCAAUGCUUCUAUUAAACUACCUGCGGAUUACACAUUUGCACUGCUGGUGUUGUCGAUGUGUCGUUGCAUUUUAUGUGAAGAAACCACCUCGCUUUGGUCUAAACUUAUCAGCAAAUUCCCAAAGAAGUUCGUUUAAACUCUUUGCUACGUCUGUCAAUAGAAUCACUAAUGACAACUUCAAAGAAAACUCAUAUUUUCAGACAGAAGGUGAAAUAAGGGCUCCAACCAAUGGUAUAUCAAAUCUCCAGUCUCCAUAUCAAAGAUGGAAUAUGGAUGCUAACUGA
Molecule: messenger RNA, 645 nt
Organism: Fraxinus pennsylvanica
Lineage: Eukaryota; Viridiplantae; Streptophyta; Magnoliopsida; Lamiales; Oleaceae
Source: the annotation of a GenBank genome assembly